CAGAUUUCAAAGAUCUUAUUUUUAAAUUUUUCUUUCCAUGAUUAUAAUUUCAGGAGGGAGAUAGAAUCCCAACAGUCACAUUCAAAACCUAAAUAUUUGAAAGUUCUUAUCUCUUCCAAUUUAAACUGCAGGAAAAGCAUUACUUUAAAACCAGGCUGUCAAUGACUGCUCACCCUGCCUAAAGACUCAUCACUUUUCAGGCAAAGUUCUGUGUCUUUAAAAGUCAAGUUUUCGGUUUAAUAUUAACUCAUACCUUUAAAAGGAUAUAUUUGCUCUUAGAAAAUUUAUUUAACAGUUGCUUAGAGCUACAAAAAUAAAACCAAAUUGUGUAACUUUAAAACUGCCAAGUUAAAGAUCUAAAUAAAAGCUACGAAAAUCAGACUUUACAACAAAGAAUCCACCUUCAGUUACCAUUAUGAGCAUCUAUAAACUGUCUACAGCUAUUUGGGUUUUUAUAUCCUGGACAUAGUACCAAAGUAGUUUAUUAGUAAGUGCAAAUUGUCAUUACCAAAUGAAACCCAAAUUCUUUUCAGCACCUUGUGUAACUGCCAUAUGAAGGGAAAAGCCACAACUCCAAAGGUCUAUCUAGUUAAGCUUGCAACAGAGUUCUGACCAUUAGGAGUAGGACCUGGUCCAACUGGAAAGAGUGCCUAAGACCUCUGCCUAGAGAUGGGGGAUUGGGCCAGUAAGGGCGGAGUGUCUGUGCUCUCUGGAUCUUAGGGCCUCCAAGAGAUAUGGAGGGGUGUGAUCAGAAGUGGACUGAGUAGAUUAUUUGAGAGCACUAUAACAUUAGGAGCCCUGAGCCUCAGCUCAGACCCUCAUUUCUCUGAAGAGUCCACUUGGGUACCAACCAUGCUCGCUACUGUGGGCUCCCUGGUGACCUCCAUCUGGGCAGUGCUCCAUAUCCGGACUCUACUGUUGGCUGUGGUCACCUCCUUGUUCCUGGCUGACUACCUCAAAAGACGGCACCCCAAGAAAUUUCCACCGGGGCCACGACGCCUGCCCUUCGUGGGCAAUUUACUUCAGAAGGACAUGGAGAAGCCACACGUAGCAGUCCAGCAGGAUUGGUCUUCUCCAGUGGCCAGACAUGGAAGGAGCAAAGAAGGUUUGCUCUGAUGACUCUGAGGAACUUUGGAUUGGGAAAGAAGAGCUUAGAGCAGCGCAUACAGGAGGAGGCCCGGCACC
Alexandromys fortis (reed vole) is the source of this 1185-nucleotide messenger RNA. Its product is annotated as cytochrome P450 2J4-like. Gene Ontology annotation, molecular function: iron ion binding; oxidoreductase activity, acting on paired donors, with incorporation or reduction of molecular oxygen; heme binding. The coding region runs from base 853 to 1116 and encodes 87 amino acids. The record is from RefSeq and is a predicted model, not a curated record. The transcript has 2 exons. Lineage: Eukaryota; Metazoa; Chordata; Mammalia; Rodentia; Cricetidae.